CACCCUGACACUGGCCACCUCAGCCAGGCCAGGAUAGUUUUGUCAUUUACCAUCUAUCCAGAAGCUUCUCUCUCUCUCUUCAAAAGUGGUAUGUUGUGAUCUGAUAUUGACAUGUGUUGGCACACUAGCAAGUCCUAACACAUAAGACUUGCAACCUUAGUUAGGGAUGCCCGUCGAGGGCCCAGGGACCGAAGGCCCAUGAAAAAUAGUAUCGCGUCGGGGAUUGGUGGAUGAGUUCGAAUAUGAUGGUGUUAUACUCUGCUACCAUGGUUAGAGAGCCACUAAACGACUUGUUGUUGAUGGAGUCAACCCACCGAAGAAGUAUUUCUGAUGUUGGAUGUACGAGUACGACAAUGAUAACGGGUGUGGUUUUCACAUGGAUUGGGACGAAGUAAUGUUCCCCGCUUUUUCAUAGUCGUAUGAUGAAUAUAACACCGAGGAGACCGUGAAGAAAUGAAUUAGUAUUUCCUGUCAUCAAUUUGUAUUGUGUUGAGUUUGGCUUAUAGUAAUUGGUAGAUGACGUGUUUGGUGGAAAAAAAAACUUCCUGCCGUAAAUUCUUUUCCAUCUAUAUAUUUCCAUAAAAACCCACAAGCUUACAGCACCCUGACACUGGCCACCUCAGCCAGGCCAGGAUAGUUUUGUCAUUUACCAUCUAUCCAGAAGCUUCUCAUCCCCGAUAUCUCACGUCCCGGUUUCCGGUUAAAUAUAAAGCCUCUCGCCCUCUUCACAACUUAAGAAGUUAUCCGAUUGCCCUGCGCUUUUGAAUAGGUUUCUCCCGGAGAUUGCUGAAUCGUUGGACGUCGAUCGCUUGCUUUCCCGGCCACGGUACGUCGACGAUCCCAUUUAGAUAAUUUCUUUUUUUGGGCUGUGGAAUUAAGAUAUUCGUUUCAUCUUCAUUUUCUUCUGGGGAUUAUUCGAGUUGGAAAGCCAUGAUAGAUUCGGGUCCCUUAAAUUCAUGGCGUUUUGAUUUUUCUUUUUUCCUGCGUAGCUGAACGUUGGGUUUUCUCCCCUGGUAUGAGAAUUCCUUCUUUUUCCUUUAAAGAGUUUCUGAAUUCUGUAUAAAAAAAUGAGUUUCUGAAUUUGCAUGAUAAGGAUUAAGGAUUGAUGGAUUUAAGGUUUUUCCCAUUUGUCAGUACACGACUUUCAUCACGAUCAUGAUGAGCGCCAAUUUAGUUGGUAGGGAUGAGUUAGUUGUUGUUGGUUUUACCGAAUUCCAUUCGCGCUCGACAAUUGUAGCGGAAGGAUUCGAACUUUUAGGUGUUCUGUACCAUUCUGGUUUUGGUGCACGCGGGGAUGAUGCAUGAGACAUUUGUUUAUUCUUCCUUCUCAGAUGUCUUACUCUAAGAGAUCAACUUAUUCUCGCUCGCCGUCGUCGUACAAGCGAUACGGCAGAUCUGUGUCCAGGUCUUUAUCAAGGUCAAGAAGCCGAUCAAGGAACCCCUCUGUGGAGAACACUGGCAACAAUCUCUAUGUGACAGGCUUGUCGCCUCGUAUCACAAAGAGAGACCUUGAGAAGCACUUCUCCACUGAGGGAAAGGUGACUGAUGUUCAUCUCGUUGUUGAUCCAUGGACGAGGGAGUCUCGUGGUUUUGGGUUUAUAACGAUGUCUACAGUUGAGGAAGCUGAGCGCUGCCUUAAGUAUUUGGAUCGAUCAGUGCUUGAAGGCCGUGUGAUAACAGUGGAGAAGGCAAAGAGGCGGAGAGGCAGAACUCCUACUCCUGGAAGGUAUCUUGGACUUCGCACAGUGCAUGUGCGAAGGAGAACCAUUAGCACCUCACCUCCUCGUCGGUCCCCAAGUUAUUCUCCUUAUCCGAGAAGCAGAAGCAGAAGCAGGUCUACAUCUUAUUCAUCUGAUGGCAGUAGGAGCAGAUCUUAUUCUCGUCACCACAGCAGGCUUCGAAGAUCGUAUUCUCGAUAUCCUGCUUAUUAUUACAGGCGCAGGAGAUCCUACUCUCGUUCACCACCAGUGUAUUACUAUGCACGCAGAAGAUCUUACUCAAGAUCUCCAUCACAUUUCAGUAGGUCCUCCGUCAGGAGAUGGGACAGAUCUUACACACCUUAUGAUUCACGAUAUAGCUCACCAGAUGAUCGGUAUGAAAGAAGACGAGGACACUCUCGCUAUGUUUCUGAGAGGGAGAGGAGUUCAUGGAGAAACUAUACAAGCAGCGUCUCUCGCAGCCCAAUAAGGCGAUUCAGAAGGGAGCAUUAUUCUCGAAGUAUUUCUAGAAGCCCGAGAAGGUACUCAUACUCGAGGAGGAGGAGCUACUCCCCAAGUGUUUCACCGGCAGCAAGGAGGAGCUCGAGUAAAAGUGUAUCAUCCGAGAGUUCCAGUUGGUCUUCGGAAGGCAGUUAUGGCCGGGAUAGGAGUUCCAACACUUCUUCUAGUCUGGCUGCUAGUUCUAGAUCGGUUUCUAGGUCAGUGAGCCCCAGUUCUACUCCAUCGUCUUGAGAAGAAGUGGAAGUUUAGCUCAUUGGUGUGGUGAUGUUUUUUGUUUUGUGAGAACUUGGGACUGCUUUGCUAGGGAGUAUUGCUGCUUGCCCGUUUAUGAUAAUAAAAUGCAUAUGAUUCCUUGUUGGGGUCAUAUAUUGGUGCAAUACUUUCUUUGAAUUAUGGAAUGUUGCAAGGGAUCGUCUCAACUUCAACACAAUAGGAGGGGUCGUUCGGUUUUGGAAAUUGGGAUAUUGUAGUUCAAAUCGUUUGGUUUUUGUGACAGUUAUUGUGUUAUUUAAAUAAGUUACAUUACUUUUUAUGUUAUUUAAAUAAGUUAUAUUAUUUUUGGGUGAAAUGUCACUUGUAUUUUUUAUUUUUAAUAUAAAAAAGCAACAUAUAAAAAGGUAAGGACAUAGUUGGAAGAAAAUAAAGCACAACAUUAUCAAUCAAACAAUCUCAUUAAAAACUUGAGAUUUAACUAUCACUCAUUUUGAGUGAUAAUUUGCGUCAAAUCAAACAAACAAUGCAUGUAUUAUUUGUCUAGAAAAUUCAAAAAAACGAUGUAUUGUCUCAACCCAACAAUCACCAAAACCAAUCGACCGCAAAGUAACAAAUAUAUUGAAAGUGAGGAUGAUUUAAUGUAAUUUCUAGGUUCACAGGAAUUAGGGUUUUCAAAAUGGAAUUUGGGGCCGCAGCAGCCGAGAAGAAGGCUCUCCGCCUGAUUGGAGAGGCCAUUGGCGGAGCAGGGAGAAUCUGGGAUAGUCAUCCCACCAAAGUCUCCGACCUUUGAAAUUUGGAACUGGUUUGUGGGGACAGGUUACGGUAAUUACUACACUGUGCCGUGGUUACUAAGGGUAAAUUGGGUAUGGAAAAAUAAAUUAUAUUAAUUAAUUUUUUAAUAAAUUACAUUUAAGGUA
This is a messenger RNA of Linum trigynum, 3349 nucleotides long. NCBI's taxonomy places the organism in Eukaryota, Viridiplantae, Streptophyta, Magnoliopsida, Malpighiales, Linaceae. The record is from the annotation of a GenBank genome assembly.